This is a messenger RNA of Hemiscyllium ocellatum (epaulette shark), 1704 nucleotides long. RefSeq lists its product as uncharacterized. Lineage: Eukaryota; Metazoa; Chordata; Chondrichthyes; Orectolobiformes; Hemiscylliidae. The coding region runs from base 157 to 1410 and encodes 417 amino acids. The record is from RefSeq and is a predicted model, not a curated record. The transcript has 8 exons. Gene Ontology annotation, cellular component: plasma membrane. Gene Ontology annotation, biological process: regulation of bone resorption; regulation of actin cytoskeleton organization; regulation of osteoclast development.
GAUGCUGGUCGUUACCAGUGUCUUGUGCUGCUCAAUAUCGGCAGUUUUAAAACUCAGAGAGGAACAUAUCUGGAAGUGAUAGCUGCUCAGGGAGAUGUCCCAGUGGUGAAUGGGACAGUAGGAGAUUCAGUUACUUUACCAUGUUCCUUCAGGAUCAUGGGCCAUCUCAACCUGAGUACUGUUACCUGGAUGAGGAAGGAGCCCUAUCAAUGCAUUGUUACAUUUACAGUCCAACCACAAAAAAAUUGGAUAACUGUAAAUGGUGGAAAUCGAUAUGAGCUCAUCGGGAAUCCAAAGGAGGGAAAUGCCUCGACCAGGAUAAACCAGCUGAGUGUGAGGGACAAUCACACUUACCUGUGUGUGGUGGAAUACAUAUCAUUACACGAAGAUAUUCAGUGUCUGAUCCAGAAAGAGAGUCGGGUGCAUGUCAUACCCGAGGAUUCUGUUAAAGGUUGGUCAAUGACAGUCGCGGAUGGAGUGAGGGCUGAGGAAGGAGGAACCGCUGUCUUACCCUGCAGCUUUACCCACCCUGACACCAAUCUCACACUCAUUGGCUCCGUGAUAUGGAUUAAAUCUGACACAGGUGUUAUCUUUAAGUGUACAUAUUCUGAAACAGACCAUUCCCAGGGUGAGCUGUGUGAGAAUGUGACUCAGCAAGACAGUGGGAAUCGAUUCAGAUUCGUGGGGAACCUCAGCAACAAUGACAUCUCAAUAAUGAUGGAUGGACUGAGCCAGGAGGAUGCUGGUCCCUAUCUGUGUCGUGUGGAGCUCAACAUUGGCAGUUUUCAAACACAGUCUCCAACAAAGCUGGAAAUUGAAGCUACUCAGGGAAAUGUCUCAGUGGUGAGUGGGACAGAGGGAGAUUCAGUUACUUUACCCUGUAUCUUCAGGAGCUGGGACUCCCACACCCUGACCACUGUUACCUGGAUGAGGAAGGAGCCCUACCAACACAUCGUUACAUUUACAGCCCAAUCACAGGGAACUUGGACAACUGGACACGGUGGAAAUCGGUACGAGCUCAUCGGGAACCCAGAGGAGGGAAACGCCUCGACCAGGAUAAACCAGCUGAGUGUGAGGGACAAUCACACUUACCUGUGUCAUGUAGAAUACAGGUCAAGACUCAAUUCUCAGUAUCUGAUCCAGAAAGACACUCGGCUGCAGGUACAUGUGAAGAAGACUGAGCCCACCACUGUAAAUCCGCUGGUGAUUUCAUUGCUCAUCGUCCUCCUCAUCAUCAUCAUCAUCAGUGUCAUCAUCUUCAUUGCCUUCAGGAAGAAAGGAGGGUUUCCACGGCAAAUCGAGCUGAUCACAUUUUCAAGAAGAAAUGAUCCAGGUUCGUCCAGCAUUCCUGAGACUGCUCAGGCCCAACAGCCAUCUGAACCAGGUAAUCUCCAGUCAUCAACUUGUUGAAAGAUCUGUGAAAAGAGUCCCAGUCUGUGAGACAUAAAGAAAAGUCUCCGGAAAUCUGCAGAAGCUGCAUUGACCAGUGACUGGAAUUCAAGAAAGAUAUGCAGUCCUAUGUGCCUGUAAUAUAACCAGUGUCCAAAGGUUUCAUGGAAGCAUUGAUUGUUAAAAUGGUUAUUGAGCUACAAAAUUGCAAUUCUUUUAUCUUUUAAUUUUUCCCUUACGUUUGUGCGUGAGUCUGUAUGACUAUGCAUGUGAUGUCUGAUUGCAUGUUAAUUAUCAAAGCAGCUUGGGCUACAU